Saxophila tyrrhenica is the source of this 1698-nucleotide messenger RNA. RefSeq lists its product as uncharacterized. NCBI's taxonomy places the organism in Eukaryota, Fungi, Ascomycota, Dothideomycetes, Mycosphaerellales, Extremaceae. The transcript is spliced from 2 exons. The record is from RefSeq and is a predicted model, not a curated record. The coding region runs from base 1 to 1698 and encodes 565 amino acids.
AUGACUUCGCGCCAGGCCUACCUCGACCGCUUCGACUCGCACCCCAGCGUCGACGCCUCCAUGGACGACUUCGAGCCCCGCGAGUUCUCCCCGACCUUCCCUGACCUACCUUCACACCAUUCUGGCUUCCGGAGUCCACAUAUGUCGGAGUACAGCGAGCAGUCCCGACGAUCAUACAGUCCGCCGGCGUGGCGGAAGUCGGGGAGUGGGUGGUUCAAGCAGGCGUCGCUUUCGCCGCAUAAAAGUGACAGGGGGAGCAGAGAGACAAGCCCACUAUACAAUGGAUUGGGUGGGCAGGGCGACCUGGAUUUGAGAGCGUAUGCGACUGCGACAAGAAUACCACUGCCAAUGUCCGCGCGAAGUAGUCCUGAGCGCGAAACAGGCGUCGGCGCGGACGAUCAGGGUGAGGGAGAUACCACUGUAGUAGAUGCGCCUCCCAAUGCACCAGCAGAAGCGCCAAGUAUGACACCAGUGGACGAAGGCAAUUAUAUUCGCUGGACAAGCUCGUUAGCCGUCCAGCAAAGAACCGAUGGCAUUGAGCAAACUGUCAUGUACAUCCGGAAAGGCAUACACCACGUCUCAAGAACGAAAUACCACGCCUUGUUAUACGGCAUGGUCACUCUACUCAUAUACUGGCUGCUUGCCAAUCUCCUCACAACCCCUUCCAGUGGUCCUGUACCCGAUCUCAUCAAAGUCGCCGGCCUCGCCAAGUCCUUCGAACCAGUCAUUUACUACUCAGAAGCCGGCCACGAGCAAAUCGGAGAACUCCAAGACACCGGCAUAGCAGUGUGGGACCUCGGCGAAAGUGUUCGUAACACCAAUAUGACCUCCGCGCCCAUCAUUGUCGGCCAGCUGGAAGGCCUCUCCGAAAGCUUCAAAGACCUUUCCAUAGAAAUGACCUCCUUCUUCGCCGGUCUCGACGCCGACGUCGACGCCAUCCUCCUCGUCAUGGAAUGGGCACAGCGCGAACUCAUCAAGCUCUCUCAAACACCUCAGAGCGCCAUCGGCUCUGUCUGGUCCAACGCGCACACCCUGCUCGCCUCCAUCGGCAUAGUAAGCCCAGACAGCCGCAUGAUGCGCGAACUUAUGGGCCAAACCAUCCAACAACAAACCCGCUCCACCCUCGAACGCACAUUCAACGAGUUUUUAAAUGUCAUGGAAGAGAGUAUCAACAACGAACUCCAAUACUCGAUCCGUCUCUUCGGCUUCUUCGAAGCCAUCGACAAGCAGUUCCUCAACCUCCACCGUACCGUCAUUCGCGAGCAAGACGCGCAAGAGCGCAUUGAGACGGACUUUUUGUCAAGUAUGUGGACGAAAGUCGUUGGCGUCAACGCCUCCCGACUACGGAAAUUCGAAAAGAACAAAACCCUCCUCCAAUCCGUCCGCGACAGGACCGUGCGCAACAAGCACGUCCUGCUCGACCACAACCAGCGGUUACGGCAGAUGAAGUCCGCGCUCGAGAUGUUACGGCAGAGGCUGGUGAGUCCGAUGGUCAGGAAUUCGGUCAAUGCGAGUACGUUGAGCGUGGAGGAGCAGAUUGCCGGGUUGGAGGGGACGUAUGCGCAGUUGAAGGCCACGAGAGAGGAGCAGAAGAGGAGUAAGAUGGCGGUGAUGUUUGGGGCGAGGGAUCGGCGGGAUGGGCUGCAGGCUGAGACUGGGAUGAAGGAGGCGAGGAGGCAGGUGGAGGGGGGGAGGUGA